UGGCCAGUUUACCUUUGUGCCUAUCCAGACCUUCUGACUGCAAACUUAGUUGACGACCAUAUGGAUCUUCGCUGACUAAUCUUAAUAAUUCAGCACGUAGGCAACCUUGUUGGCAGCAUUUUAGAUGGAUAGUAAGCUCCUUGCUAAAUUCGUGUAAAACUCGAAACGUGAAGCGCCAAGUAGCAUGAUCACACGAUGGGGAACAGAACUGUACUUAAUUUGCUGGCAUUCAUGUUGGUAACGUGCUCUGUAGGUGAAGUGCGUUGUGCUAUCCUUGGCGAACGAGGAAGCAGUCUAAUAUUAAAACCACAGACAAGGGGAACGUUGGAGGAAGUAACCUGGACACAUAAUGGCAACAAAGUGGUAGUUUACGAUCAGCAACAAAUUUUAACAUUUGAUCCUUUUAAAAAACGGGUUGUUUUAGAUCUCCGCUCAGGAGAUCUGACUAUAAAGAGGCUACAGACAGGUGAUGACGGUGUUUAUGAGUCAACCACUGUUGUAAAUGGGAAGCAACAGUACUCUAAACACAAUCUUCAAGUAAUUGAUACUGUUCCACAGCCAAAAGUGACGUGUAAAGAAGCCAACCCAGAGUCAGAGGGGGAAACGCUCCUGUGCGGUGUGGAUGCGGACACCCCUGUGACCUACAGGUGGAGGGGGCCUACGGUGUAUGAUCAUCCAGGCUCAGAGCUGCGGCUUGGCAAACAGGAGGACCCCGAGUCCGUUUUCACCUGCUUUGUGAAGAAUGAAAUCAGCGAGAAAUAUGUUACGUUCACUCUAAAAGACUGCCAGCCAGGUGGCAUUUCUCCCGGCAUUAUUGCUGCAAUUGUCCUGUCUGUCAUAUGUGCUUUAUGUCUGUUAAUUCUGAUCCCGCUCUUGGUUUGUAGAAAGCAGAAAAAAAAACCAAGACCGAACCAGACAUACAAUCAGGUGGACAUUGAAAACGGAGAAAACAAAAACCUGCUGUCAGCAGGGGUGCCAACAGACAAUGACACAGAUGCAGGGGGAAAGAAGAGGAAAGCGAAAGGGCUGUUUCGUGCUGUGCACCACAACCAGAAGAGUGGUUCUGGCCUUGAAGACACAGACAAUGAGGAAAAUACUUCAUUCUCCUUACGAGCAACCCUUCCAAGCCAUGCUAAACUAAGGCCUCCUAGAGCAGGACAUGAACGGGGAAAUGGCACUUGUGUAGCAAAGGACCUAAACAGUCCAGACAAAUCUACAGCCAGAAGAUUGCAGCAGGAAGAUCAAAGUGCUGAAAAACCAUACCUGUGUCUGUAGAGGUAGCCACACUGGACCAGAAGGCUGUGGAGGUCCAACCAGAGUUACAUGGUGCAGAAUCAGCACUAGCUGUCAUUACUAACUUCUCAUCUAGUGCAGA
This is a messenger RNA of Alosa alosa (allis shad), 1375 nucleotides long. RefSeq lists its product as uncharacterized. The transcript is spliced from 8 exons. The record is from RefSeq and is a predicted model, not a curated record. Lineage: Eukaryota; Metazoa; Chordata; Actinopteri; Clupeiformes; Clupeidae. Bases 196 to 1275 code for a protein of 359 amino acids.